Molecule: messenger RNA, 2415 nt
Organism: Xyrauchen texanus (razorback sucker)
Lineage: Eukaryota; Metazoa; Chordata; Actinopteri; Cypriniformes; Catostomidae
Product: sodium- and chloride-dependent glycine transporter 2-like
Exons: 16
Coding region: 1-2415 (804 amino acids)
Biological process (GO): glycine import across plasma membrane; synaptic transmission, glycinergic; sodium ion transmembrane transport
Cellular component (GO): membrane
Molecular function (GO): glycine:sodium symporter activity
Source: RefSeq, a predicted model, not a curated record
AUGAGGCGUAAAAUUAAAGAACCUUUCUCUAAUGGUAAAAGCAAGAACCAAACAGCGACCAUCCGUGAGCUGAAAAUCAAAGAAGAUUUUGAGCACGGAGAAAUGUUGAGACAGCCGUCAAACAGUAUUCCGCCCCAGCAGUCGGGGGCAGCGGUUGGAGCUACAACUAAUAACAAACCUGAGAACGGCCACCCGGUACCCCAGCCGCCGUCCACAAACGAACGGAAAACUUUUUGUCCUUCGGAAAAUAAACCGUGCGAAAUGGAAGCCAGUAAAGCAUAUGGAACGUUUAAAAACGCCGCGCCUGGACCAACGUUUGAUUCCGUGAACUCUGCUGUGCGCAAGGAUUCCACCGGUCAAAUGGAUGGUUCGACCGCUACACACGGUAAAGCCACGUCGGGCGUGAUGUCCAAUAACCAAGGCGCUGUAAGGAUCGCGGCGGAGCAUAAUAACACCACUGGUGACUGGACCUCUAUGAGCCAGACCACCAUCAUAUUGGGUACAGAUGGCAAUACAUCUGUUCUGCCUGGCACGUUGACCGGGGAUGACGAUGAUGAUGCGGGAGGAGACGAGAAUAAAGCCCGGGGAAACUGGACCAACAAAAUGGAUUUUAUUCUUUCCAUGGUGGGCUAUGCCGUGGGGUUGGGAAAUGUGUGGAGAUUCCCAUAUCUUGCAUUCCAGAAUGGUGGAGGUGCGUUUUUGAUACCUUACCUGAUCAUGUUAGGCCUCGCCGGUAUACCUAUAUUUUUGCUGGAAGUGUCGUUGGGUCAGUUCGCCAGUCAAGGACCGGUGUCUGUAUGGAAAGCAAUUCCGGCUCUACAAGGUUGCGGGAUUGCCAUGUUGAUAAUAUCUGUCUUGAUAGCCAUAUACUAUAAUAUUAUUAUGUGCUGGACAUUGUACUACCUGUUCGCUUCGUUGAAGGGCAUACUGCCAUGGGCCACGUGUAAAAAUGAAUGGAACACCAUCGAAUGCAAAGACAAAGACAUGCUGCUUUUGGAUUCGUGUAUACUAAGGGACAGAAACAUCACAUCUAUCAAGAACACUACAUUCUGUUUAUCUGCAAAUGCUGUUGGGAAUUUAAGUAAACUGUUGAAUGUCACAGCGGAUAACAAAACUUAUGUCAGCCCAAGUGAGGAGUAUUUCAAGUAUAAUGUGUUGCACAUUUCCAAGGGUAUUGAAUACCCAGGGGACAUUCGUUGGCCCUUGGCAGCUUGCCUUUUUUUGGCAUGGCUUAUCGUCUAUGCCUCUUUGGCUAAAGGGAUCAAGUCCUCAGGGAAGGUGGUGUAUUUCACUGCCACUUUCCCCUAUGUGGUUUUGGUCAUUCUGUUGAUCAGAGGGGUCACUCUGCCUGGAGCAGGCUCUGGCAUCCUUUACUUCAUAACACCCAAAUGGGAAAAACUCAAUGAUGCCAAGGUGUGGAAGGAUGCUGCUACACAGAUUUUCUUCUCUCUGUCAGCUGCAUGGGGUGGUCUUAUAACCUUGUCAUCCUACAAUAAGUUCCAUAACAACUGCUACAGGGACACUCUCAUUGUGACGUGUACUAACAGUGCCACCAGUAUUUUUGCUGGUUUUGUAAUUUUUUCAGUUAUUGGCUUCAUGGCUCAUGAGCUCAAAGUCCCAAUUGAGAGUGUGGCAGAUGAAGGUCCAGGAAUUGCAUUUGUGGUGUACCCAGAGGCGUUGACUAGGCUGCCGUUGUCACCAUUCUGGGCAAUUAUCUUCUUCCUCAUGCUGCUUACACUUGGUCUGGAUACUAUGUUUGCCACCAUAGAAACAAUAGUGACCUCAGUUUCUGAUGAAUUCCCCAAGUACCUGCGAAAGCACAAGCCUGUGUUCACUUUGGUUUGCUGUAUGUCAUUUUUCGUUCUGGGCUUUCCUAUGAUCAACGAGAGUGGAAUGUACAUGCUUCAGCUGGUCGACACAUUUGCAGCCUCUUACUCUCUGGUCAUCAUUGCAAUAUUUGAACUGAUUGGAAUCUCGUACAUUUAUGGUCUGCAACGAUUCUGUGAAGACAUUGAAAUGAUGAUUGGGUUCCAGCCAAACAAGUUUUGGAGAAUCUGCUGGGCCUUUGUCACACCAACCAUUCUUACAUUUAUUUUGGGACUUAGUCUGUACCAAUGGAAGGUGAUGACAUAUGAGGAUUACACGUAUCCAACUUGGUCCAUGGUACUCGGCUGGCUUAUGGUCAUCUGCUCUGUUAUAUGGAUUCCCAUCAUGUUUGUUAUCAAGAUGCACCUUGCACCUGGAUCAUUAAGUGAGCGCUUGAAGCUAGUGUGCUCUCCUCAGCCUGACUGGGGUCCAUUCUUGAUGAAACACCGUGGAGAACGCUACAAGAACAUGAUUGACCCACUAGGCACCAACUCACUUGGCCUUAAACUCCCCCCCAAAGAUUUCUUACUCUCAGCCCAAUAUCAGUAA